GCUCCAUCCAGAGCGCGGGGAGCAUCCUCCAACCCACGCCGGGCCGCCAGCAGCGGCAGGGCAGGACGAGGCUUCCCGGCUCCCGGGGAUCCCGAACGCCUCCUCCCCUCCUCCCUGUGCCCUGCCCGCGCUGCCGGAGCCGCAGCAUCGCCCGCAGGCAGCGCUCAGCACAGCCCGGCCCCUGUCCCCGGCGCGCAGGCAGGCACGGGCACAGCCCUGGGCUGAAAAGUCAUGACAGCUGAAAAGACUAUUCCUAUAAUUAAUGGCAAGCCAGAAGAUGCUUUGGACCCAGAAGCCUCAAGUACCAACCUCGUCCACAGCAACGAUAAGAAAGUUCAUGAAAGAGGUCACUGGAACAAUAAGGUUGAAUUUGUGCUUUCUGUGGCAGGGGAGAUUAUUGGGCUGGGAAACGUCUGGAGAUUCCCCUAUCUUUGCUACAAGAAUGGAGGAGGUGCUUUCCUCAUCCCCUACGUGGUGUUUUUUAUUUGCUGUGGAAUCCCAGUAUUUUUCUUGGAGACGGCCUUGGGACAGUUUACAAGUGAAGGAGGCAUCACAUGCUGGAGGAAAGUUUGCCCUCUCUUUGAAGGCAUUGGCUAUGCUACCCAAGUUAUAGAGGCACACCUAAAUGUAUAUUACAUCAUCAUUUUAGCAUGGGCUAUCUUCUAUUUGUUCAACUGCUUUACUACAGAGCUUCCCUGGGCUUCCUGUGGCCACGAAUGGAAUACAGAAAACUGUGUGGAAUUUCAAAAACUCAACAUGAGCAACUGCAGUCAGGUCUCUUUACAAAAUGCCACCUCUCCAGUGAUGGAAUUCUGGGAACGGAGGGUGCUGGCAAUUUCCGAUGGGAUUGAGCACAUUGGGAACCUGCGCUGGGAGCUCGCCCUGUGCCUCCUGGCUGCUUGGACUAUUUGCUAUUUCUGCAUCUGGAAAGGCACCAAAUCCACUGGAAAGGUGGUGUAUGUGACAGCCACGUUCCCCUACAUCAUGCUGAUGAUCCUCCUGAUCCGGGGCGUGACGUUACCCGGCGCCUCCGAGGGCAUCAAGUUCUACCUUUACCCCGACAUCUCCCGGCUCUCCGACCCACAGGUGUGGGUGGAUGCUGGCACCCAGAUCUUCUUCUCCUACGCCAUCUGCUUGGGGUGCCUGACAGCCCUGGGGAGUUACAACAACUACAACAACAACUGCUACAGAGACUGCAUCAUGCUCUGCUGCUUGAACAGUGGCACAAGCUUUGUUGCUGGUUUUGCUAUCUUUUCAGUUCUUGGAUUUAUGGCUUAUGAACAAGGCGUGCCCAUUGCAGAAGUUGCAGAAUCAGGACCAGGGCUUGCAUUCAUUGCUUACCCUAAAGCUGUCACCAUGAUGCCUCUGUCUCCUCUGUGGGCAGCUCUGUUCUUCAUGAUGCUCAUUUUCCUGGGUCUGGACAGUCAGUUUGUGUGUGUGGAAAGCAUCGUGACAGCCGUGGUGGACAUGUACCCCAAGGUGUUCCGCAGGGGCUACAGGAGGGAGCUGCUCAUCCUCGGCCUCUCCGUCGUCUCCUACUUCCUCGGCCUCAUCAUGUUAACUGAGGGUGGGAUGUAUGUGUUCCAGCUCUUUGACUCCUAUGCAGCCAGUGGGAUGUGCCUGCUCUUUGUGGCCAUAUUUGAGUGUGUCUGCAUAGGCUGGGUGUAUGGCAGCAAUCGCUUUUAUGAGAACAUUGAAGACAUGAUUGGGUACAAGCCUGUGUCGUUGAUUAAGUGGUGCUGGAUGGUCCUAACUCCAGGUAUUUGUGCAGGAAUCUUCAUCUUUUUCCUGGUGAAAUACAAGCCCCUGAAGUACAACAAUGUGUACAUCUACCCUGACUGGGGCUACGGCAUCGGGUGGAUGAUGGCGCUCUCCUCCAUGGUCUGCAUCCCGCUGUGGAUCUGCAUCAAGCUCUGGAAGACAGAGGGCACCUUCAUGGAGAAAUUCAGGAAGCUGAUUACACCCAGCUCAGACCUGAAAAUGCGGGGCAAGCUCGGAGGAGGAGCCUACAUUGCAGCAAUAAAUGACUGCGAUGCCAAACUGAAAGGAGAUGGCACCAUUUCCACCAUCACAGAAAAGGAGACACAUUUCUGAAAGAACUUUUUUUUUUUUCCUUGUUUUAUUUUUUUUUGUAUAAAGAAAUAAAUAAAUUCACUUAAUUAUAGAGGCUGGCUUGUUUUGCACAGAAUUUUAUUAACCAGUUAAUUUUAAAGUGAAAAUUGUAUACUUGUUUAAAAAGUGAUUUUUUUAAAUUACUCUAUCCAUAAUGAUUCUGUAAAAGAAAAAGAAAUAGUAUUAUAUGGUCUGUUAGUGAUGACUUCUUGUAAUAUGGUGAUUCCAGUCAAUAUUUUUUUUUUUUAGACUUUAGAGGGACCUGUAUAAUGUGCUGUAAAACUUUUCUACUUUGAUUUGUGGCAGGUGUAAUGUUGUAUAGAUCUUCUAACCUGUAAGCAUUUCAGCCCAUUUCAGCUGUCCAUGUGUGUAUAUAAAGGGGACCAGCCUGUCCUGUGGUUUGCUUGGGAAGAAAUCUCCUUUCAGGGCGAGUUUGGUGAUGCUGACAGCGCCUCAGCUGCUCCCAUCUCCUUCCCUCCACCCUCCACUGGCUUCAGCAGGGCUGGAAAUGUGGAAUGGGCCCAUCCUGAGCCACUGUUUUCCUGAAGAUUGGAUAGAGGCUGGUUCUGAAGGGCUCUGAAUUUUGCUGCUGUAAGUUCCUGGUCUCUGUCAGGGUGUGCUCCCAAACAUUUUCCAUUUUCCUCCAUGGGUGGCUCCUCCUGAAGUUUGGCCAGCACUUCCCACUCCUUGGAGUGACCUGUGUUUGUGUGUGUGCUCCUCCAGCAGGAGAUCAAGGUGAUUUCAAAGAGCUGCAGAUGUCCUGAGGGGAAAAGAACAGGUUUAGGGGCAGGUUUAGGGCUCUCUCUGUCUGUACAACUCAUUCCCCUGCACAGGAAUCCAGGAUCCUACAGUGCAGCCCUACCCAGCUCCUCUGCUGGCACAGGGUGGGCUUUGGGGUGUCCUGUGCAGGGCCAGCAGCUGGGCUGGACAAUCCUUGCAAUUCAGGGGGUUCUCAUUCCUCUUCAAGGCCCUUCCCAGGUCCCCUCAGAUCAAGCACUGCUUCCCCUGCCCUGCUGGGAUGGAGAUUGAAGUCAGAGCAGGGCUUUCUUUAGCAGGAGUUGGGGUGAUGUCCUGGAUGCAUGGAGGAGCCCCAGGAGGGGUCAUUCCUGUGUGGUGCAGGGAGGGGACUCACCCAGGGCUCCUGUGAGCCCUCGGUGGCACAGAGGGAGCAGCACUGGGUGUGUCAGUCAGGCCCUGCUCUGGGCUGACUCCCUGGCUUUGAAGCUGGUUUUGUACGUGGAUCCAGCUGCUGGAGGGUUGUUCCAGGAGGUGUGCAGAUGCCCCAGUAUGAAAACUCCUCAACUCUGUCUUAGGAUAUGGGGGUUUUUUACCUGAUAAUAUUCCAAACAUGGUUAUUUGUUCUGGACUAUUUUUUCUUGGCUUGUUUUUGUUGUUUGAUGGUUGUGUGAGAAACCUGUGGAGGAACAGCAUCCUGCACUGCACAGGAUUUGGGAACAGAGACAAGAGACAGCCCAGAAGAAAUGUCAUAAAAGCUGCUGCCUUCUCUGCAACUCCAACCCACUGGAGCUCAGACACAGCACCUGGAGUUGCAAGCAACAGAAAUGGCUCCUGACCUUCUCCCAAGGAAAUAUUUCCCUAGAAAUCACUAAAUAUAUCUUAAUAUUGGCUAGAACUGUACCUGCAGUCAGCACUUCUCUGAGCUCUUGCUGUUACUUCUUUAAAAAAAAGCAUUUUUAUGGAACUGCUUUGUCUCAAGUCACUUCAUUAAACCUAAUAGAGCCAUUUCAUUUUUACUUUA
Molecule: messenger RNA, 3871 nt
Organism: Agelaius phoeniceus (red-winged blackbird)
Lineage: Eukaryota; Metazoa; Chordata; Aves; Passeriformes; Icteridae
Gene: SLC6A11
Product: solute carrier family 6 member 11
Biological process (GO): amino acid transport; sodium ion transmembrane transport; nitrogen compound transport
Cellular component (GO): cell projection; plasma membrane
Molecular function (GO): gamma-aminobutyric acid:sodium:chloride symporter activity
Source: RefSeq, a predicted model, not a curated record